This is a messenger RNA of Pangasianodon hypophthalmus (striped catfish), 2269 nucleotides long. It is a transcript of the gene orc2, whose product is annotated as origin recognition complex, subunit 2. Bases 231 to 1964 code for a protein of 577 amino acids. NCBI's taxonomy places the organism in Eukaryota, Metazoa, Chordata, Actinopteri, Siluriformes, Pangasiidae. Gene Ontology annotation, biological process: DNA replication. The transcript is spliced from 17 exons. The record is from RefSeq and is a predicted model, not a curated record. Gene Ontology annotation, molecular function: DNA replication origin binding. Gene Ontology annotation, cellular component: nuclear origin of replication recognition complex; nucleus.
CGUCGCUUCCGGUCACGUGGCCAGAACCUUUUCAGUUGGCGCGGAAAGUUCACGUUUGUUGAUGAACUGUCACUGUUACUCAGAAAUGGGGAACCCUUUGAUAUGAAGUUAGUUUUCUUCUGGAAAUUAUUUAUGUAGACUAUUUAACAGUCCAAGACCUGUGUGGAGAAGAGUCUCGAAUCUGCUGCGUUUGAAUGAAAUUGCCAUUUUUGUCCCUCCGGGUGUGAAUUAUGAGUCCACAGAAGCGCACAGUGGAGUCAGGAGCUUUAGAAGUGCGGUUUGUGGGAGAUAAUGAUGUCCUGGAUCACAUUGUGGAGAAACAUGAAGGGUCAAAAGCCCCACAGAGUUCAAUCCAAACUCUUGUAAGCCUGAAGAGCCGUAGAAAGCCAUCUGCAGGCACUGCUGAAGAGGAAGAGGAUGAGGACGGUGUUUUUAACGAGCAAAACUAUAUUGAGGCUCUUGGUGCUGCCACACAAGAUGGAGAUGAAGAUGGAUCAGCCACUGCAGGAGCCUCUGUGUUCACUUUCCAGACUAUUAAACGUGCCAAUAAAAUGGCACAAGUGGCAUCGGAGUGGGCACGCACUCCUGGAAAAAGUGUUACAUUUAGCACUCCCGAUAGUCCAGAGGAGCCACCGAGCCCCGCCCGUGCUUCCAAGAAGUUGGUGACUCAAAACAAAACUCCUCAAAAGGGGAAGAAAGUACAGUUUGUUUCCACGACCCCGCACCGACUGAGAAAGAGAAUAUCAGCUCCUAAUCUGAAGUCAGACAGUGACAGUGAUUUCUCCCCCUCAAACUCUGAGGAGGAAGAGGAGGAUGAACGUGAAGAUGAGGAGGAAAAAGGAGAAAAGAGUGAAGCUCAGCCGAAAACCCCCAGCAAAACGUCUACAGCAGCUGCUGCGCUUUACAAGACGCCUGCCAAGAAGAGCAAGAAAGCCCCAGAGCCCAGCCUGGUCGAGGAGUACUUUGAAGCUCACAGCAGCUCGAAGGUUCUCACAUCGGACCGAACCCUCCAAAAGCUCCAGACCCCAAAACUGGAUCGGGAAACUCUGCUGCGGUUGCUUGAUGGAAAGCCCUCCUGUUAUACAGAUGAGAUCACUCAGCUGAAUAAAAAACACGCGAAGAAUUUCAGCAAAUGGAUGCUGCAGUUACAGAUGGGCUUCAACAUACUGCUGUAUGGCUUGGGCUCGAAGAAGCUUUUACUGGAGAAGUUCCGCACUACCAUGCUGUCUGAUUCAAUGCACCUGGUGGUCAACGGCUUUUUCCCAAGCAUCACACUCAAAUCGAUCUUAAAUGCCAUCACCAGUGAGAUCCUGGAGCAUGAUGGGAGUUUUCGUACUCCGAUGGACCAAAUAGACUUCAUUGUGAAAACCCUUAAAAAAGACCCAGACAACCACAUCUACCUGAUCAUCCACAACAUUGAUGGCCCCAUGCUGCGUGGUGAGAAGAACCAGCAGGCCCUGGGGCAGCUGGCCUCUAUUCCCAACAUGCACAUGCUCGCCUCCAUAGAUCACAUCAACGCCCCUCUUGUGUGGGACCACUCGAAGAUGUGUGUGUUUAACUGGCUGUGGUACGAGACGACUACCUUCCUGCCGUACACAGAAGAGACGUCAUACGAGAACUCUCUCCUGGUGCAGCAGACAGGAGCGCUGGCUCUUAGCUCGCUCACACACGUCCUGCGCAGUCUCACACCAAACGCCAGAGGGAUCUUCAGAUUACUGGCUGAAUUCCAGCUGGAGAACAAAGACAAUCCUUCAUAUACAGGUUUGUCUUUUCAAGAUUUUUACCAGCGUUGUCGUGAGGCCUUCCUGGUGAACAGUGACAUCACGCUGAGGACUCAGCUGACAGAGUUCAGGGAUCACAAGCUGAUCCGCACCAAGAAGGGAGCUGAUGGAAUAGAGUACCUUCUGAUCCCCGUGGAUGCGGGAACUCUCACAGACUUCCUAGAGAAAGAGGAUGUUGAGUAAUCAGGGCAGAAGGAAAAGACAACGAGUACUGUUUUGAUGACUGGCCGCCUGUCUUUGGACACUGUUUACUGCACCUGUCUGUUCUGAUUACUGUGGAUAGACAGCAAUAAGCUGGCACAGAUCGCCAAACUGCAAGCUGUGUAGUUCAGUAGGACAAAACUAGAUGUGAUUCAGACUUCAUGCACUGUAGAAGUCCAACUGAAAUGAGUCUACGCUUAAAGUAUUGAAACUUAAAUCAUAGACACUUUUUGUAAACAGUAUGUAUUAUGUACAAACAAGAAAUAAAUAUGAUGCAUUGCAAUUUA